This is a messenger RNA of Fraxinus pennsylvanica, 1218 nucleotides long. Lineage: Eukaryota; Viridiplantae; Streptophyta; Magnoliopsida; Lamiales; Oleaceae. The record is from the annotation of a GenBank genome assembly.
AUGGCAUCCGUAUGCGUAAACAAUAUCGGAAUUUCGCAAGAGAAGAAUUUCCUGGACUGUUCUAUGGCUAACUAUCCAUCGUAUGGAUGGCCGAGCCCGAGAAUCUCGUUCAGUCGCGAGAUUCCCGAUAAAGAAGCGUCAAAAGUCACCGGAGCUGCACAUUCAGCCGCAUCGGAGAAUGUAGCCGUGGAGAAGCCGGAAGAAUCGGAUACAAAUAUCUCGGGGAAUGACUUCGUGGAUUUCGAGUUCCGACUAGAGGAUCCAAUCAACAUGCUUCCAGCCGACGAGCUCUUCUCUGACGGAAAGCUUGUACCUUUACAUCUCUCUACGAUCCGGCAUUCAAUGAGGGCCGCACCAUUUUCAUCUGAGGUUAAAUUGACUGACUCAACCAAACUUCGCCGGACAAAUGAGAAUUCCGUCACGGAUCCGUACUUAUUUUCACCAAAAGCUCCUAGAUGUUCGAGCCGCUGGAAGGAGCUCUUAGGGUUGAAAAGAAUCUCUCAAAAUAGCAGCACAAAGAACGAGGAGAGCAAGACGACGCCGUCACUGUCAUGCAAACAUAACAAAAACACUGCCAGAAGCUUGAAACACUUUCUUCAGCGAAGCUCAAAGUCAUCGUUAAACGCCUCCAUAGAUUCAUCUUUAAGCCUCCCAUUGCUAAAGGAUUCGGACUACGAAUCUGUGUCGAUUUCUUCUCGGCUCUCGCUUUCUUCUUCUUCUUCAUCAGGCCACGAACAUGAUGAUUUUCCAAGGCUUUCUCUCGAUUCCGAUAAACCAGGUAUGAGUCAUCGUAACUCCCGUAAUCAUUCCAGAGUCCGUGUUGUGAACGCGCCGGCCAGUCGAGUGGGACGGAGCACUAUGCGGAGGGCCCCUGAAGCAACUGUCCCAGCCCGUGGAGUUUCCGUCGAUAGUCCUCGAAUGAAUUCCUCUGGAAAAAUCGUUUUCCAAAGCUUGGAGAGAAGUUCAAGCAGUCCAAGUAGUUUCAACGGUGGGCCCAGAUAUAAAUACAGAGGAGUGGAGAGGUCAUAUUCAGCUAAUGUCCGCAUCACUCCGGUUCUCAACGUACCGAUUUGUUCACUUCGAGGGUCUUCCAAAUCUGGGGUAUUUGGUUUUCCAUUAUUUUCUUCACAACAGAGAAAAGAAGGUGGUUGUAGCAGCAACAAUGGAUGUGGAAACAGGGGACAGAGUCACGUCAAGAACCGCACAGAUCGAAUUUGA